This is a messenger RNA of Neocloeon triangulifer, 2999 nucleotides long. RefSeq names its product polyhomeotic-like protein 2. Gene Ontology annotation, cellular component: PRC1 complex; nucleus. The record is from RefSeq and is a predicted model, not a curated record. The transcript is spliced from 16 exons. NCBI's taxonomy places the organism in Eukaryota, Metazoa, Arthropoda, Insecta, Ephemeroptera, Baetidae. The coding region runs from base 161 to 2860 and encodes 899 amino acids. Gene Ontology annotation, molecular function: zinc ion binding; protein binding.
AGCACCGCCCACUCUGCCGCCGAGAGACGCCUGCGAAAAUGGAGACGUUGUUUGUCAGCUGAGCCGCACGUCGUCUAAAAGCCGAAUUUUUGAGGUCCGAUCAACGUCACGAGGCCUCUAGACCGUCGUCGCCGACGUAGGUUGAAGCGCCUUGCUAGCGAUGAACCCUGAACUGAACAAAAACCCCGGGGGUCCGGAGGCCCCCGGUGAACAGCAGCACCAGCAGUCGGUGCAGCAGCAGCAGGGGCCGGCCGAACCCCAGCAGCCCAAGGUGGGCACCCCGCAGCCGUCGCCCGGCAUGGCCUCGCCUACAAUGGUUUCCCGCGGGCCCACUAUGUCCCCGAUGACCCCUCAGCAGCCUUUACAGUUCUCCUUGCAGAUGCAGAUGGCGCAGCAGCAGAACCAGCAGGCCAUGCAGCAGAGCCAACAACAGGCACCCUCGCCUCACCAGCAAGGGCCCCCAAUGGCCCAGAUCAGCAUUCAGCAACCUCAGCAGCAGCACCCGAUGGCGCCUCCUCAGCAACAGCAAACACAGCAGUCGCUCGAACAGGCUGCUGCCGUUGCGCAGCAUCAGCAAGGGAUGCAACAGAUCCAAUUGAUUCAGCAGCCACAGCAUAACCAAAUGUACGUCCAGCAAGUUUACAACCCUGCAAACGGACAGUUUCUGUUGCAGCCAGCCAACAUGGGAUCUCCCAUUCAGAGCGUUCCAAACGUGUUGCAGCUGCAAUCCAAGAACUCGAUGGUGCCCCUGCAACACAACAAGCUGCCCGCCGGCCUACUGCCCACCACCCAGGUGAUUGCCUCUCCGGGCAAGCCAUUCCAGCAUAUGCAGUUCACGCCACAGAUCAUCACUGCCCAGGGCAAACAAAUGCUUCAGCAGGGACAGACAGCCUCGUACCCUAGUUAUGCAACCAUCCCGAGUAGCUCAAGUCAGACUCUGGUUCUACCUAUGGGCGUUCUUGCUGGACAGCCCAACCUUAUUUCGGCAGCUCAAAAUGCCCAGCAGGCCAAGCAGGAUAUGUCCAAGUAUAAAUUUCAGCAGCAUACGGCAGUAAGCAAGGCCGGUGUGCAACAACAGGGUGUCAUGCAGCAGCCGCACCUGAUCACUACACAAGCGCCUAUGAUCAACAGCCAGGGCCAGAUUGUAAACCCCAUCCAACACUAUCAGGUGUACAACCACGGCAUGCCACAAGGAAUCUGGACCUCUGGCAACCUACCCCAGAACACAGUACUGCAGAGUGCCCCUGUCUACAUUCGUAGUAUGCAGGCUGACGGCAGCUCUCUUUUCAUCCCUCAAAAUGCGCCUCAACAAUCUAUGCAGCAGCAUAAUCCUGCUGCAGCAGCUGCAAUGCAGCAUGGAGCACCAGGAAACGUCCCUGGGACUCCAGCGCCUCCUCCUCCCAUGCAGCAGAAACCAAUGCGUCCUGAAGUGCCUGCCAACAUCCAGCCUAAGAUUACUCAACGAAACCUGUUGCCCUCUGACAUCCGACCCUCCGUAUCCACACAGACUGCUGGUGCUCAGGCCAAGCAGCAGGGAGGCAAAAUUCGUCAAAAAAUGGCCCCUCGAGUGCCGGUACCUGGCCGACCAGCCAAGGGCGACGAGUUUCAGCAAAAGAUGCAGCAGAUAGUUGACCCUCAGCAACCGCAACCGCAGCCUCCUCAGCAUCAGCAGCAUCAACAGCAACAAAUUGUGUUUAACAACAACCGCUACAUAGUAAAUACUUUGGGACCACCGACUCAAUCCCCUAUGGGUCCCGGCAUGCCCCCAGGAGUGGGGGUGGCGCCAAUGAUGGUUGCAACGAGUGUUGACCCGAAAAGUAUGCCAGGACCAAUGGCCGGAAAGGUCAUGCCUAUUGCUCUCCCACACCAGAUCCCAAAGAUUCUGCCCCCUACAGCCACUCUUGUGCCACCUCCGAUGCCUCCUGCCCCACCUCACAUGAUGAUGGCGGCACCCCCAGCUCCAAUGCCUCCAGUUUUAGCACCACCCCCUCUGCCAGUUGUGCCUGCAAGCAAGGAAGAAGCUCCGACGAUGGACAAGGAAACAGCAAAUGUCGAACCAGCCGUGGAGCAGCAAGAUGAUAAAGAAGUUAAGGAUGAUAAAGAGAUGAACGGUGACGUCGAAAUGAGCGAAGAUGUCAAGGAUAAGGGAAGACUGAAGGCAAUGGUGAAGCCGCAGCCACACAUCCUCACUCAUGUCAUUGAGGGAUUUGUUAUUCAAGAAGCAUCUGAGCCGUUUAUGAUUGCAAGACACCAAGAACAGACAGGCCAGAUUUCUGACAAGGAGAACCAUGUAAACGGAUCUGUGGAGACAGACCAAGUUGGUGCCGCGGUGCGGAACAACCUGGCUGUCUGCGAAUUCUGCCAUAAGACGGACGUCGCCAACAAGUUCAAGAAGUCGAAACGCUUCUGCAGCACUUCCUGCUCCAAAAGGUACAAUGUCAGUUUCAGCAAGAGGUGCAUGGGCGAGGAUGGAGCGUCACCAGCAAAGAAACCUGCCACCGAGACUGACCUCAAAAACCCAAGCGCCAACACUGCUACAAAUGAUCUCAUGGGUGCAUCGCCUGCCCAUGGCGGUGCAGACGACAACUCUGUUUCGGAGUCUUUGAUACCUAUCCACGCUGGGUCGAAUCCAAUGCUUUGGUCGGUCAAGGAAGUUUGCGAUUUUGUACAAAGCCUACCUGGCUGUGCAGAGUUUGCAGAAGACUUCCGCCUGCAGGAGAUUGACGGACAGGCGCUGAUGCUGCUCAAGGCCGACCACCUGAUGAGCGCUAUGUCCAUUCGACUGGGACCUGCACUCAAAAUCUGCUCGAAGAUUGAGCAGCUGCGCGCACUGGUGCCCGUUGAAAAUGUCGCCUCAUAAUUUGUAAGAACUGGACCUUUAUAUUGUGCAAACUCUCCGUACCUUGUUGGGCGGCUCUUUUCUACUCCUCAUCAUCUGAUUUUUAUUACUUUGAAAUAAAAAAGUAAAAACAUGACCACUGUAACCCUAAAUAUUUUUA